AUGGAUACAGAAGUAUUGAAAAUUGAUGUUACUUCUAUCGAAUAUGCCGAUAGGAAUACAGAAUCACCUAAUAUAAAUGACCCUGUUACGGAGAGAAACCUCCAGAAAGCUGCCAAAAUCAUAACACAAGCUGGCGGUUUAGUGGGGUUCCCAACAGAGACAGUUUAUGGACUUGGGGGUUCAGCAAUCAACGAUGAAUCUACUGCAAACAUUUUCAAGGCAAAAAACAGACCAUCUGAUAACCCAUUAAUCGUUCACAUUUCCUCGAUGAAUCAAUUGGAAAGAAUUAUUACUGCGAACACGAAUAACCCAUCUAAGGCGAAAAUCCCAGAGAUUUACAAACCGUUAAUAGAAAAGUUUUGGCCUGGUCCGGUUAGUAUCUUGAUUCCUAUCGAUACCUCUAUCAAUGACAAAAACAAUCCAUAUGUCUUAUCUAAAAACGUUACCAAUAACCUUGAUACCGUUGCGAUUAGGUUCCCAUCGGACCCCGUGGCAAGGUCGUUGAUCGCGUUAUCUGAUACCCCCAUUGCUGCUCCAAGUGCAAACACUUCGACAAAACCUUCGCCAACCAUGGCUUCGCACGUAUAUCAUGAUCUCAAAGGCAAGAUUCCAUUAAUCUUGGAUGGUGGUAAUUGUAAUAUUGGACUUGAGAGUACCGUCAUUAAUGGGUUAGUAUCGCCUCCAACUUUGUUGAGACCUGGUGGGUUAUCAAUUAAGGAAAUUAAAAAAGUUCCAGGUUUUGAGAACUUGGUCACUGAGCUUAAUAUCAAGAAAGAUAGUAAUGAGCCAGUCAGAACACCGGGGAUGAAGUAUAAACACUAUAGUCCAAAUGCCAUGGUAUAUUUAAUUAUCAAUACCAAGCCGGAGCAAAAUAUCUUCAAAUCCGAAGCGAUAGGAAAGUUAAUCAAUGCAAAUGAGACUAGCAAGUCUGCCUUAGUUAGUGAGCUUGGGUUUGGGCAAUUCAAGGAAAGUGAUAAUUUGAUUCUACGAGAAUUGGGAACAACUGUGAAGGACAUCCAGUUCAAUAUGUUUAGAUUAUUGAGAGAAAUGGAUCAGUUAUCAGUGAAAAGGAUCCUUCUUAUCGUCAACAACUCCACACUUGAAGACGAAGAUGGCCUUGCAAUUAUAAAUAGGCUAGGAAAAGCUGCUAGUGAGAAGGUCUACAUAUAG
Messenger RNA from Saccharomycopsis crataegensis, 1170 nucleotides. It is a transcript of the gene SUA5, whose product is annotated as threonylcarbamoyladenylate synthase. Gene Ontology annotation, cellular component: cytoplasm. The transcript has a single exon. The coding region runs from base 1 to 1170 and encodes 389 amino acids. NCBI's taxonomy places the organism in Eukaryota, Fungi, Ascomycota, Saccharomycetes, Ascoideales, Saccharomycopsidaceae. Gene Ontology annotation, biological process: regulation of translational fidelity. Gene Ontology annotation, molecular function: nucleotidyltransferase activity; tRNA binding; double-stranded RNA binding. The record is from RefSeq and is a predicted model, not a curated record.